GAUUUGUAUGCCUGUUUUGUGUACGGUGAAUUAAGUGUUAUAUUUUUAAAAUUAUAGUUAAUAUGCUAAUGAUUUAAAUGGCAAAGUACAGGUUUCUUUUUAUAACACGCAUUUAAUAAUCUGUGAUAAAAGUAUCUAUAGUUAGCAAUUGCUGUGUAUAAGUAAUCUGUGAUGACUGAUCUCAAUUGUGGUUGGCUGGCAGAACCGGCAGUCGUUACCGUUACUGUUUUGUUUUGACGGUUGGUGUAUGCAUAAGUUUUGUGGAUGUUGAAGUGUUUUCCGAAGAAUUGAUAGAUUUUAAACUGUUUUUUUGUGGAUUUAAAGAAGUUUGUGGAAUAUCUGAGCCAACAUGAUGAACUCUGCUUAUGAACGGCGUUUGUUGCGGAAACAUACUGGUAACUUAGGAUCUAGUGGUUCCUUAGAAGCAAGGCCACUUACAGCUGCAUUGCCACCAUCUGGAGGUUUCCUUGAAUCAAGCAGUGAUGUGUCCCCUGUCAUGGCACCGCCAGCAAAAAAACGACAUAUUUUACUGACAUCUGAGACCCCACGCUAUAGGAAGAUCGGUGAUCGAUUCAUUCCAACACGCAAUAGAAACAACUGGCUGACUAAAUUUGCCACUAUCACAGAGGAUGGCCAUAGUGUACUAACAAGAAAGGCUACUGAGAAUGGCCGCUGGAAUUGUGAUGGAUCACCAUACUCAUGUCUUCUGAGGAAUGAACUGCUUGGUGCUGGCAUUGAAGAUGUUAAAGACCAAUAUGAUGAGAGAGGGGCAUUGGUCCCACUGAAUGGAAGAAAUCUGUUUAAGGUACGGCAGCUUCACAUUGGUAUAUAUAGUUGAGGCAACAAUAGUGAUGUUUAUUUAAUUAUUUCUAUAUAUUUUUGCUUGAGUUUUACUGCCUGGAAUGUAGUGCUGUAUAGCACAAUGAAAGCCAAGCAAGAAAGCCUCAUGGAGUAUGCACCAAGUUGUGCUUACUCUUCGACCAUGAUGAUAGAGGUGAUAUGUUCCUCGAAAAUGUCUGUUGACUUUCGCAACUGCCUGGUGUUGUUAUAUCCCAGAAGACAGAUGUGUCCAACAUAUUUCUACCUGUUGACUCCUUGAUGUUGGUAUGCCUAGUUUUAUUUUGUAGUAUAUUACUCCCUCCAAAAAGUAUCCGACCUUGGGCUGGGAAAAAAAGUUCUGUAUCUGGGUGGUUACAAUACCUAAU
Messenger RNA from Cryptotermes secundus, 1205 nucleotides. RefSeq names its product fizzy-related protein homolog. The transcript is spliced from 4 exons. NCBI's taxonomy places the organism in Eukaryota, Metazoa, Arthropoda, Insecta, Blattodea, Kalotermitidae. Bases 350 to 838 code for a protein of 162 amino acids. The record is from RefSeq and is a predicted model, not a curated record.